AUGUCAUUCCCAUAUAUGUCUUUCCGAACUUUGAUCCUCAUGUUGGUCAUCCCCAUCGUUAUAUCCAAAGAUAUUCAAUGGCGAUAUCAACAACUCAAAUACCAUAUUAGAUAUGUCCUCAAUUCGAUUGUAUGCGAUUUCAUUCCCACAAUUGGAGUUUAUACCUUGAUUGGUUGUUUGGCUGUACCGACUAUAAUGUUCAUGGUAUUAUUCAAGGUAUCAUCAUCUAUCGCACGAAUACUUUGUUCGAUUUUCCUAUUCUUAUCGAAAUCUUCAAACAUCUCCCUGGAAGAGAGAGAAGGAAAAGGACGAGAUGAAGAAUAUGAAUUCCAAGAAAAACCAGAUCCGCCACUCAUCUCAGGAUCCGCUUCGUCUUCGACUGGCAGUUCUACAUCAACCUCAACUUCUGGUUCUGGUUCAACUAUCAUUUCGUCCUAUGGUCCAGGUACACCCAACACACCUGUCAAUACGGUAUCUAUCGAAUCGUGGUCAUACGGUGUAUAUCUCAAACAAUAUCCUCCACUCACCGUUGAUGCCGAAUCCGACCAUGAUUCAGAAAAAGUGGAUGACGAUGCCCGACUUGAACACGUGAAAGAACCUCAACCUACAUUCGAAAGAGGCGGUGAUUACCCUUAUUUACCUCUUCGAUUGAACGAAGAUAGGAAUAUAUCCACAACCUCGACCGAGACUGACUCGCACUCGUACUCAGCCAAUACCGAUACCGAUACGACUUACGAUGACACCCCGACCACUAUCGACUCGGGCGAUGCAACCAUCGCCAUACCCACUAGGGAAGAUGAACAGCAAAAGGAAAACGCACGGAUCGAUAACCUACUUUUACGAGUUAAAAAGAUGAACAUCAAGCAUUCGAAAUUCGUCAAAAGGUGCGAGAAAGAAAGCGAAAAGUUCAACGCUAGCUUUCCGGGUGAUUUGGAUAUCGCCAAACUUCGACGAAGUCUCAAGGUCACGCAGAGGGGAAAAAAAGGAAAGAAGAAUGAACUGAAGUUGGAUUUGGCUGUGAUUCACGAAUAA
Molecule: messenger RNA, 1032 nt
Organism: Kwoniella mangroviensis CBS 8507
Lineage: Eukaryota; Fungi; Basidiomycota; Tremellomycetes; Tremellales; Cryptococcaceae
Exons: 1
Coding region: 1-1032 (343 amino acids)
Source: RefSeq, a predicted model, not a curated record